Molecule: messenger RNA, 1853 nt
Organism: Lemur catta (Ring-tailed lemur)
Lineage: Eukaryota; Metazoa; Chordata; Mammalia; Primates; Lemuridae
Gene: RABL2B
Product: RAB, member of RAS oncogene family like 2B
Exons: 9
Coding region: 174-950 (258 amino acids)
Cellular component (GO): Golgi apparatus; endosome
Molecular function (GO): GTP binding; GTPase activity
Source: RefSeq, a predicted model, not a curated record
CCUGUGCAGAGGCAAUAGCUGUGCCGUGACCCCAGUCGGGGAAACUCGGGCUCCUUCUUGACAUUUCCACCCCUUACCGUGUGCACACUUCUGUCAUAGCUCCCACCACAGUAGACUCUGCCGUGAUUCUGUCUCGUGUCGUCUGGUCCCGACGCACUGUCUGCUCAUGGUGCAUGCUCAUGACAAGACCCCCUUCCUGGACCCCUCUCUACAGAGAGGAGUCAAUGGCAGGAGACAGAACCAAACCCUAUGAGCUGGACCAAGAGAAAUACGAUGCUGAUGACAACGUGAAGAUCAUCUGCCUGGGAGACAGUGCAGUGGGCAAGUCCAAACUCAUGGAGAGAUUUCUCAUGGAUGGAUUUCAGCCACAGCAGCUGUCCACGUACGCCCUGACACUGUACAAGCACACGGCCACGGUGGACGGCAAGACCGUUCUCGUGGCCCCCAUCAGCAGUCAGAGCUGUGUUCUCGUUGCAGACUUUUGGGACACGGCAGGCCAGGAACGGUUCCAGAGCAUGCACGCUUCCUACUACCACAAGGCCCAUGCCUGCAUCAUGGUGUUCGAUGUACAGAGGAAAGUCACCUAUAAGAACCUGAGCACCUGGUAUACAGAGCUUCGGGAAUUCAGGCCAGAGAUCCCGUGCAUCGUAGUGGCCAAUAAAAUUGAUGCAGACAUAAAGGUGACCCAAAAAAGCUUCAGUUUUGCCAGGAAGUUCUCCCUGCCCCUGUACUUCGUCUCAGCUGCUGAUGGUACCAAUGUCGUGAAGCUCUUCAAUGACGCGAUCCGAUUAGCCGUGUCUUACAAGCAGAACUCCCAGGAUUUCAUGGACGAGGUCUUGCAGGAGCUCGAGAACUUCAAACUGGAGCAGAAGGAGGAGGAUGUGCCAGACCAGGAGCAGAGGGGCAGCAUCGAGCGCCCGUCAGAGGAGGCGGCCUCUGCCCACCGCUGAUGAGCUGGGGCUGGGCCCUGUCCAAAUACCCCUCCCUUCAGCAGCCUCCAGUUCUGAGUGGAGGCACCUCCAGGCCCUGCCUUGUUCUACCUCCUGUAAACCUGCCUGUCCUGUUUGCCCGGCUCCUGAUACAGGGACGAGGUCAGCACCGUAAAUUCUCUGGAUAGGGUGAGAGGUCCACACCAGACCUCCGUGAAGCAGAAUUAGCAAUCAGUGUCAACUAACGCCUUCCCCGCACCCUGCUCCCCAGGCUAGACGGUGAAGAGAAUCAGGGAACAUGCUUGGGUGUCUCUUUAAUAAAAGGAAAUUUAGGUCAUUGGUUUCUUUCUUCCUAACACUGACCUCAGGGACUUCCCUACGCUUCUGCCGAGGCAGCGGCUAGCCCUCUUCCCACCCCCACAGACUCCGGGGCCCCCACCUUUCUCCCGCUUUACUUGCCCAACCAUCUUUACUUUAAAACGUUCUUGAGCAGACACCUGUUCAUUGCAGAUUUUUGAGACUCCACUUCAGGAGCUCUUCUAGGUGAGGCGGGAUCACAGGAACAGGCUUCCCGUUGGAGCUAAGUCAAACCCGUGGCAGGUCUAGCCUAGUAAGCACAAGCACUGUUGAACAUCAGGGGUCAACACAGCUCAACCACAGGACACCCGCUUGGAUUACAAGACAUUACCUUUAAGAAGAGCUUCCUUUAAAACCGUCCUGUCAUUGUCCCGAGGGCUGGAGGGACACGGUGCCCCUGUGGGGGCCCAAGGACUGCAGGGCGGCCGUCCACCGCCUUCCCCUGCCCUCCAGAACUUGUGGUUGGCUCAUGUGUUUUUAUGAUCGUUUUGUGCGUUUGCAUUGUUUUCAUUAAUUUAUUUUGUUUUUAUUGUUUCCUUUUUCACAGUAAAGGUUGACUUAUGCAAA